ACAACAUACCGUGGGGACUGUGGGGAUCACAUGAGCCACUUACUAAACUCCUGUCACUAGAUGGCAGGAAGUCUGUGGUGUGAACAGCAGCACUCUGCCGUUUGUUUACACUUCUUGCAAUGGCGACCAUCACUGAACUGAAGUGCGCCGUGAGGGAAACGCUGGAGUCCCGUGGUGUGCUGGGCCAGCUGAAGGCUCGUAUCCGGGCAGAGGUGUUCAGUGCCCUGGACGAUCAGCGAGAACCUCGCCCCCCCCUGACCCACGAAAACCUGCUCAUCAACGAGCUCAUCCGGGAGUACCUGGAGUUCAACAAGUACAGAUACACAGCGUCAGUGCUGACAGCAGAGUCGGGCCAGCCUGAAGAUCCCCUGGACAGACAGUUCUUGGCGAAUGAGCUAAAAGUCGCAGAGGAUACAAGCUCCAAGUCUGUACCUCUUCUUUAUGGCUUAGUGUCCCACUUCCUGAACAGUAGUGAUAAUGGAGGGAAGGUGUUUCUGCGGGGUGUCUCCCUGCCAACUGCUCCCACCGCCAGCAACACAGUACCUGGACCUGAUGUCUAAAAACUGACAAUGCGCUGAGUAGUAGCGCCGCAUGGACUAAAAAGAUACAAAGACACUCCAACACAUGAUGCAGCAUCCCAGUGAACUUAGUGACAUAAUCUUCUUGUCCAUACAUUUCACUUUGUUUUCACCUGAGAGUAUUUGUAUCUGAGUAUAGAAAUUCUGCUAAGAUGAAGAUGAAUGCUUAAAAGCAUUUGUAAUGCCUUUUUUAAGUCGCCAAAUGACCCCAGAUGGCCUUGUCAUAUUCUGAUUUUAAUAUCUGGCUUUACCAUUCCUUAGUGUCUUCUCUAUUUUAAUUUGCAAAUGUUUGCUACUUUUAUAUUGUCCUUUAACCGGUAAAAAUAAAUGUUUUAUAUUUAUACACUA
Molecule: messenger RNA, 926 nt
Organism: Lates calcarifer (barramundi perch)
Lineage: Eukaryota; Metazoa; Chordata; Actinopteri; Centropomidae
Gene: cep20
Product: centrosomal protein 20
Exons: 4
Coding region: 120-560 (146 amino acids)
Biological process (GO): cilium assembly; microtubule anchoring
Cellular component (GO): motile cilium; centrosome; ciliary basal body
Molecular function (GO): protein binding
Source: RefSeq, a predicted model, not a curated record